This is a messenger RNA of Boleophthalmus pectinirostris (great blue-spotted mudskipper), 1179 nucleotides long. It is a transcript of the gene lactb2, whose product is annotated as lactamase, beta 2. Gene Ontology annotation, cellular component: mitochondrial matrix. Gene Ontology annotation, molecular function: single-stranded RNA binding; RNA endonuclease activity. Lineage: Eukaryota; Metazoa; Chordata; Actinopteri; Gobiiformes; Gobiidae. The transcript is spliced from 7 exons. The record is from RefSeq and is a predicted model, not a curated record. Bases 165 to 1019 code for a protein of 284 amino acids.
AGCUUCUUUUCCGGGUUCUGUCCUCGCAUGUUUUGGUCAAAGUUUAGUCCCCGCGGUCUGUUGUUUGUCUCCGGGUGUCCUCUGUCCACGGCCUCCAAAGGUCCUCGGGUCUUCAGUCCUCUGUCCCGGGUGUCCUGUGUCCUCUGUCCCGGUCCGGUGGAGCCAUGAGCGCCGUGAUCCCGCGCAUCGAGCAGUUGUCCUCCCGCGUGGUUCGGGUUCUGGGCUGUAACCCGGGUCCCAUGACUCUGCAGGGGACCAACACCUACCUGGUGGGGACCGGAGACAGGCGUGUGCUCAUAGACACGGGGGAGCCUUCUGUCCCUGAGUACAUCUCCAACCUGAGACAAGCUCUGGUCCAGUUCAGCAGCAGCAUCCAGGAGAUCAUCGUCACCCACUGGCACCACGACCACACGGGAGGAGUGCAGGACAUCAGCCGAGACAUCACAGGUCCUGAGGUUAAAGUGAGUAAACUUCCUCGUGCCAACGGCUCAAAAGAAUCACUGGGGAGUCAGAGCUACACUUAUCUAAAAGACGGAGACUUGGUCCGAACGGAAGGAGCCACACUCAGGUCAGUCAGUAGCAGUACACACACGGACGACCACAUGUCUCUGCUCUUGGAGGAGGAGGGGGCGCUGUUCUCCGGAGACUGUAUCCUGGGGGAGGGCACGGCCGUCUUCGAGGAUCUGUACGAUUACAUGAAGAGUCUGGAGCUCCUCACCCAGCAGGGGGCGCAACUCAUCUACCCCGGUCACGGUCCGGUGGUGCAGGACGCUCUCUCGAAGAUCCAGCAGUACAUCGCCCACAGAAACCAGAGAGAGGAGCAGAUCCUGGAGGCCGUGAGGGACGCGGAGACGACGGGCUGCACCUCCACCGAGCUCGUCAAGAAGGUCUACAAGGAAACUCCAGAGCAUCUGCACCGAGCGGCCGAGGUGAACCUGCUGCACCAUCUGAAGAAACUGCAGAAGGAAGGAAAGAUCAGCCUGGUGAAUGAAACGUCCUUAUGGAAGAGCAACCUGUGAGAGUCUGAUGGAGACUCAGAGCGGCUCAGUGUGAGAAUGAGAUUUUGGUUUAAUUUAUAUUUCUGUGUUGUGAUUUCAAAUGAAAGAAUGUGCCAUAAAAACAGAACUGUGUGAACUUAAUUGUAAAUAAAGUCAAAUAAAGUUGUUGUGAUUUGUCGGA